Messenger RNA from Betta splendens (Siamese fighting fish), 855 nucleotides. It is a transcript of the gene pvalb8, whose product is annotated as parvalbumin 8. The transcript is spliced from 5 exons. The record is from RefSeq and is a predicted model, not a curated record. Gene Ontology annotation, molecular function: calcium ion binding. Gene Ontology annotation, cellular component: nucleus; cytoplasm. NCBI's taxonomy places the organism in Eukaryota, Metazoa, Chordata, Actinopteri, Anabantiformes, Osphronemidae. The coding region runs from base 264 to 593 and encodes 109 amino acids.
UUUGCUAUUUACACGGGCGUUCCAUUUGCCCACGGUCCGAUCACUCUGCUCGUGGGCGUUAUAAAUAGUAAAGGUUAAUUAGUUAGCGGAGAAAUAGGAUCAGGGGCGGGCAUCUAGAAUUUCCAUAGACAGGUAACUCAAGCGAUCCCCAUUGUCACUGCAAUCAGACCUAUAUAAAUCCGCAUUGACGGACAGCACUCACCACAUAGCCUUACCUCUCAGCUGGAUCACGGACCGAGCGAGAACCCCCACUACGGAUUAAAAUGUCGCUGUCAUCUAUCCUUUCCGCUGAUGCCAUCGAAAAUGCUAUCAAGGAUUGCCAAGCUCCAGAUUCCUUCUGCCCCAGAAAGUUUUUUCAAAUUUGUGGACUCAGCAAAAAAAGCCCCCAGGAUGUGAGGAAGGCUUUCGGGAUCUUGGACAACGAUGCCAGUGGCUUUAUUGAGGAGGAAGAACUCAAAUUUUUUCUGCAGAGGUUCAAUCCUGGGGCUCGGGUCCUGACUGAUAAGGAGACCAAAGCCUUCUUGGCUGCUGCAGAUGAUGAUAGCGACGGCAAGAUCGGAGUAGACGAGUUCCAGGCGAUGGUUCUGUCCUAAACCGCUGGACUCUACACGGCCUCCGUCCUCUGCUCCCCUUCCUGCAAGGGCUGUUUUAGUUUUAGCCUCUUAUUUUCCACGUGGUUAGAAAAAAAGCUUUAGAAAACUAUUUACAUCUGCAACACUCGCUCGGUCAACAGAAAUCCAAUUCCUCUGUUCAGUUUUUGUUUUUUUUUCUCAUAUUUUGGACAGAUUAUAAACUUGUAUGGCCCCCAAAAAAAAAUUCACCAUGUAACUAAUAAAAUAAAAUAAUAAAAUGCAA